This is a messenger RNA of Dictyostelium purpureum, 1419 nucleotides long. RefSeq lists its product as uncharacterized. The transcript has 3 exons. The record is from RefSeq and is a predicted model, not a curated record. Lineage: Eukaryota; Evosea; Eumycetozoa; Dictyosteliales; Dictyosteliaceae. The coding region runs from base 1 to 1419 and encodes 472 amino acids.
AUGGAUAGUGAUAUAUUAUUUUUCUCUAUUUGGAGAAAUGUUUAUCUUAGAUGGUUCAUAAGCUCAAAGUUGGAGCAGUUCAAGAAAUAUUCAGCAAUUACCUAUAAUUCAAACGAAGAAAUUAAAAACGAUAAGUUUAUAGAUUAUAGAACGACAGUGGGGGUAUUACCAAAUAAUGGGAAAUUAAAGAAACUUGUGUUUGGGAAUAACUAUAACCAAGAGUUAGUUGAGGGCGCAAUUCCACAAGGUGUCGAAGAGUUGUUUUUAGGAAAAUCUUUUAAUAAACCAUUGUAUGGAGGUGAAAUACCAAACUCUGUUAAAAUAUUAGAUAUGGGCGAGCGUUAUAAUGAACAUCUUUACAGUGGAUCAAUUCCAGACUCUGUCGAGGUGUUGUCUCUAUCCUGGAGUUUUAAUAUGCCAUUAAAACAAAGCUAUACUUUCAAAGGGGAGUUUAAAAAUGGUUCCAUUCCACCUAAUGUUAAAAGUUUAGACUUGGGUCUAAGUUUUAAUCAAGAGCUUCCCAGUGGCAUUCUUCCUUCAUCCAUUACCAAUCUAAUAAUUGGUUCAAAGUUUAGUCAAAUGAUAAAGCAUGGGUCAAUACCUGACAGUGUGACCUCUCUCACAUUGCCAUACAAAUACAAUCAAACAAUAUUUGAAAAUAUCUUGCCAGAAUCAAUCAAAGAGUUAACAAUGGGCUAUACCAAACAAAUAAAACCAGGAGUGUUGCCAAAGUAUCUAGAAUCAUUAACUUUACUUUCACUUACAACACAGCUUUUACCCAAUUCACUUCCAUCAACUUUAAAACACCUCACUCUUAGCAAAGACUAUAAUCUACCUAUUGAAGAGGGUGUCUUACCAUCAGGAUUGAAAGUUCUUGUAUUUGGAGAUAGUUUUAAUCAAAAGUUAUCGCCAGGUGCAAUUCCACAACAACUCGAGGUUUUAAAAUUAGGAUUUUAUUAUGAUCAAUUCAUUCCAAUGGAUUUACUCCCAAAUACAGUUCAUACAUUAGAUUAUCAUUUAACAAUUCCAACACUUGAUCCAGAAUAUAUCAAAUUCAUUCCACCAUCAGUAACAACUCUUACCGUUACAUCUCCGUGUACACUUCCUCUCCCAAUAGAUUUAUUACCACCAUCAAUUAAAAAACUAAUUAUAUCACAAAGACCUCAUCCUAUAUUAUCUGGUUCCAUCCCACAAUCUGUUGAAACUAUUAUUUCAGAUGGAUUUAUUAAAUUUGAUUCUGGUUCAAUCCCUUCAAGUUGCAAAUCACUUUCAAUCAAUAUUCCUAGUUUUGGUGACGAAUUAUUGCUUCCUGACAUUAUUCCAAACUCUGUUGAAUAUUUAGAAUCAAAUAGCAAUUGUUUCGCUAAAGGUUCAAUUCCACCUUCGGUCAAAACAUUAAAUGUAAGUAAUUUUUAUUAA